CUGACAGAAAGUGAAUUCAAGGAACCAAUUCAGUACGAUUAUGCUCGGGCUAUUGGAGAUUUGAAUCCUGAUGAACUGUACGACAAUUACAAUCCAGGUCCAACUUUGCCGAAUGGUGGGAUAAACUUUGAGUGCCACUGUGUAAGUCAUCUAGUUGCAAGUCCGUGCGGUUAUGAGUUCCGUGAAGCGAUUACUUGUCAGAAGGCAGCAUCUGAGAAGGAUUUAGAGGACGGUAAAUGUGCAGACGAGUUUAUGAGGUUUAUGGAAUGCGUCAUCAGGACAGACUGCUUUAAAUGUGAAUUUUCAAAGGGAUUUGGUACAUCGAAGACAUACUGUCUUAUUCUCGCGUUCAUUUUUAAUUAUCGUUUAACGAAUUCCCGCGGCAGGACGAGGUUUAUGGUAAUGCAGGGUUAUAAAAAUCUGACUUUAGUUUAA
This is a messenger RNA of Enterobius vermicularis (human pinworm), 435 nucleotides long. NCBI's taxonomy places the organism in Eukaryota, Metazoa, Nematoda, Chromadorea, Rhabditida, Oxyuridae. The record is from the annotation of a GenBank genome assembly.